AUGUCGCCUUCGGCUUCAACGCAGAAGAUCAGCCUGAAGCGCAUCGCUCAUGUCUUCUACACCCACAAGAACCUCGAGGUGGCCGAGAAGUUCCUCCUCGAUUUCGGCUUCAGCGUCACCCAGCGCUCCGACGACAAGAUAUACUUUCGCGGAUAUGGCCCCGAGCCAUUCGUGUACUGUGCCUCCAAGGGUACCGAUAAUGUAUUUGGCGGGGCGGCGUUCGUAGUGGACUCGAUGGAGGACCUGGAACUGGCAACGUCGCUGCCAGGCGCAACACCAAUUCACGAUUCAGAUGCCCCGGGCGGGGGAAAGCGUGUCACGUUCUACGAGCCUGUGGACAACUGCCCAUUCCACCUGGUCUACGGCCAAACACCCGUCGAGAUCGCCCAGACGUUCCCCGAGCUGAACUACAACUUCCCCACAAGCAAAUACCGGCCUGUUGGCGAGACACAGCGGUUCGAGAAGGGACCCGCGCCGGUUCACAAGUUGGGACACUUUGGGCUGUGCGUCACGGAUUUCAAGAAGGCAUAUCAGUUCUUUACCACCAAUUUCAACCUAAAGUCUAGUGACUUGGUAUACGACCCCAAGACGGACGAGGACAUCACUACGUUCCUGCACCUGGACCGCGGACAGGAGUGGGUGGACCACCACACGUUCUUCUUCUUCGAGGGGCCGAAGUUCCAUGUGCACCAUUCGAGUUUCGAGGUCUUUGAUUUCGACAUCCAGAUGCUGGGUCAUAACUGGUUGCGGGACCAGAAGUACGAGAACUGCUGGGGCGUUGGCAGACACGUAAUGGGUAGCCAGAUCUUUGAUUACUGGUUUGACCCGAGCCGGUUCAUCCUGGAGCACUAUGUUGAUGGCGAUCUGGUCAACGAGGAUACGCCUGGACAUAGAGGUGCUGCGGGACCUGGGAAUCUGCAUGUAUGGGGACCUGAUGUGCCGCCGACUUUCUUGCAGUAG
Molecule: messenger RNA, 960 nt
Organism: Venustampulla echinocandica
Lineage: Eukaryota; Fungi; Ascomycota; Leotiomycetes; Helotiales; Pleuroascaceae
Product: Glyoxalase resistance protein dioxygenase
Exons: 2
Coding region: 1-960 (319 amino acids)
Biological process (GO): L-methylmalonyl-CoA metabolic process
Cellular component (GO): mitochondrion
Molecular function (GO): methylmalonyl-CoA epimerase activity
Source: RefSeq, a predicted model, not a curated record